This is a messenger RNA of Mixia osmundae IAM 14324, 1006 nucleotides long. RefSeq lists its product as uncharacterized. Lineage: Eukaryota; Fungi; Basidiomycota; Mixiomycetes; Mixiales; Mixiaceae. The record is from RefSeq and is a predicted model, not a curated record. Bases 250 to 891 code for a protein of 213 amino acids. The transcript is spliced from 2 exons.
GCGCUUGGGCCGCUUCUCGGCGAAAGUCACGCCUCUUCCUCGUCAAGCCACGAUACUCGUUAGCGUGUGCGCAUGUGAAUCAUUCCCUUCGCGGCAGAGGCUCCCGAUGGGGCUUAGCAAAUCCCAUAAGGCCUGCGUCAAGCACCGCAUUCCAUCCUCUCAGCUUCUCUCCAGCCAGCUACUACCAGCCAAGCAAAUCAUCGGUGCAGGUCACCUAGUCACGCACAUUACAAGACACACUUUGACAGUAUGAAGUUCGUCACCUCCACAUUUGUCACGCUCGCACUCGCCUCAGUUGCGCUCGGCCACGGUGCACUGGUUGCAGUCCAGGGAGAGAACGGCGUCACGGGCAAAGGCAUAGGCAUUGUUGACUCUACACCGCGUGAUGGCACACGGCGCGAUCCCUUCCAAGCCGAUACGAGUAUCAUUCGAGACCGUGAGAUAACCGCAGGCACGGCAGGCGUUUGUGGCAGAACCUUAGCGGGUGGCAACAACGCGAACCCGGAGCUCACGCAAGUCCGGGCCAUGAUCGAUGGCGGUCAGAUGCCUACCAUGUUCAAGGAUGGCACGGUCAAAAUGACUUUACAUCAGAUCAACGGCGAUGGUGGUGGCCCCUACACAUGUCAAAUGUCGGUCGACAUGGGUGCUACAUUCACAGACAUGGAAGUCGUCACUAACAUCCCUGGCGAAAACUCUCGUUCUCGCGCCAAGGCCACCGACUUCCCACUCGUCGCUCGUGCUACCACUUUGCCAGACGGCCCGGCGAUGGUCCGGUGUCGAAAUGCCGCUCGUGCUGGUCCUUUCGGUGGCUGUGUCAUGGUUGCGCCUCCGGCCGCAGCUGCGCCCGCAAAGCGAUCACUCAAUGCCUCGGUCGAGGAGGAUGAGUAUUGAAGAGACUUGCCACGGAUGUAUCAGUUGACAUUACACUCACUCGCAUUCACAUUGGCUCGGUCUUGGCGUCACUUACUAUGCAUUGCAUCAAAGGCCCGUCCUCGCGGAACAAUGU